Molecule: messenger RNA, 2490 nt
Organism: Lampris incognitus (smalleye Pacific opah)
Lineage: Eukaryota; Metazoa; Chordata; Actinopteri; Lampriformes; Lampridae
Gene: gria1a
Product: glutamate receptor, ionotropic, AMPA 1a
Exons: 14
Coding region: 16-2490 (824 amino acids)
Biological process (GO): synaptic transmission, glutamatergic; modulation of chemical synaptic transmission; monoatomic ion transport
Cellular component (GO): postsynaptic membrane; plasma membrane; AMPA glutamate receptor complex
Molecular function (GO): transmitter-gated monoatomic ion channel activity involved in regulation of postsynaptic membrane potential; AMPA glutamate receptor activity
Source: RefSeq, a predicted model, not a curated record
AGGAAGACGGUUAACAUGCUGAUGUCCUUCUGUGGAGCGCUGCACGUCUGCUUCGUCACACCAUCCUUCCCCAUCGAGACUGCCAACCAGUUUGUUAUCCAGCUGAGACCUGAGCUCCAGGAUGCGCUGGUCGGAGUCAUCGACCACUACGGAUGGACCAAAUUCGUCUACAUGUACAGCUCUGACUCAGGCCUCUCAGUGUUGCAGAAGGUUCUGGAUACAGCAGCCGAGAGGAAUUGGCUUGUGACCUCAGUCAAUGUGGAAACCAUGACGGAGGCCUCCUUCCUGAAGGUGUUCCAGGACCUUGACAAGAGGAAGGAGGGCCAGAUUAUCAUUGACUGUGAGACCGAAAGGCUCACCGGCAUCCUCAAAAAGAUUGUGGAACAAGGGAAGAAUGCAAAGAGCUACCACUACAUCCUGGCUAAUCUGGGCUUCCUAGACAUUGACCUGACUGACCUUAGGAAAGGCGGGGCGAACAUCACUGGCUUCCAGCUGGUCAACAACUCAGAACCAAGUGUCAGCCGCGUUGUCGAGCAGUGGAUGGACUUUGACAAUAAAGAUUCGAAAGUGCCCAAGAGAGGCCUAAAGUAUACAGGUGCUCUGACGUACGAUGGCGUGAAAGUCAUGUCUACAGCCUUCCAGAACCUAAGGCGACAGAGGAUAGACAUCUCCCGCAGGGGCAACGCUGGCGAGUGCCUGGCCAACCCUCCAGCUCCCUGGGGACAGGGUAUUGACAUCCAGAGAGCCCUGCAGCAGGUUCGUAUAGACGGGUUGACUGGUCACAUCCAGUUCAAUGAGAAAGGUCGCAGGACCAACUAUACUGUUAGUGUCAUGGAACUGGCCCCAUCUGGACCUAAGAAGGUGGGCUACUGGAACGAGGAUGAAAAGUAUGUGACCACAGCCACCUAUAUGAGAGGCAGCAAUGAUACGUAUGGGCUUCAAAACAGGACCUACAUAGUCACAACCAUACUGGAGUCCCCAUAUGUGAUGCUGAAGAAGAACCAUGAGCAGCUGGUGGGGAAUGAUAAGUAUGAGGGCUACAUUGUAGAGCUAGCUGCAGAGAUUGCUAAACAUGUGGGCUACCACUAUAAGCUGAAGAUUGUCUCCGAUGGCAAGUAUGGAGCCCGAGACCCCGAUACCAAGAUGUGGAACGGAAUGGUUGGAGAACUGGUGUAUGGGAAAGCAGAUGUGGCAGUAGCCCCUCUUACCAUCACUCUGGUACGUGAAGAAGUGAUUGACUUCUCCAAACCCUUCAUGUCCCUGGGCAUCUCUAUCAUGAUUAAGAAACCCACCAAAUCCAAACCUGGCGUGUUCUCCUUCCUGGACCCCCUGGCCUAUGAGAUCUGGAUGUGCAUAGUGUUCGCCUAUAUUGGCGUCAGCGUUGUACUGUUCCUUGUUAGUCGCUUCAGUCCGUAUGAGUGGCAUGCUGAGGACUACGACGACACCGGGGACCCACAGACACCCACCCAAGGUUCAGCCUCCAAUGGAGUCCAACAGGGCCUGACAAUGGGCCAGCAGAACCCCAACCAGCAGAACCCUGAGCAGACCAAUGAGUUUGGCAUCUUCAACUCCCUCUGGUUUUCCCUCGGGGCCUUUAUGCAGCAGGGCUGUGACAUCUCACCACGGUCUCUCUCAGGUCGAAUCGUUGGUGGCGUGUGGUGGUUCUUCACUCUCAUCAUCAUCUCAUCCUACACAGCCAACCUGGCUGCCUUCCUGACAGUGGAGAGGAUGGUGUCUCCCAUAGAAAGUGCCGAGGAUCUUGCAAAGCAGACAGAGAUUGCGUAUGGGACCCUGGAUGCAGGCUCCACCAAAGAGUUCUUCAGGAGAUCUAAGAUAGCCGUGUUCGAGAAAAUGUGGUCCUACAUGAAGUCAGCUGACCCAUCUGUGUUUGUCAAGACCACAGACGAGGGUGUGAUGAGGGUCAGGAAGUCCAAGGGCAAAUACGCCUACCUGCUGGAGUCCACCAUGAACGAGUAUAUAGAACAGAGGAAACCUUGUGAUACUAUGAAGGUUGGAGGGAAUCUGGACUCUAAGGGUUAUGGCAUCGCCACCCCUAAGGGCUCCCAUCUCAGAAUCCCAGUAAACCUAGCGGUGUUGAAACUCAAUGAGCAAGCCGUCUUAGACAAACUGAAAAACAAAUGGUGGUACGAUAAAGGGGAGUGUGGCAGCAAGGACUCCGGACGAAAGGACAAGACGAGUGCUCUGAGCCUGAGCAACGUGGCGGGGGUCUUCUACAUCCUGAUCGGAGGCCUGGGCCUGGCAAUGCUGGUGGCACUCGUGGAGUUCUGCUACAAGUCCAGAACAGAGUCCCGCCGAAUGAAGCAAUCCAUCAACGAUGCCAUGCGCUGCUCUACUCUGACCAGGAUGAGUGGUAACGGGAGUGGCGGAGAAAACGGACGCAUCCUCACCCAUGACUUUCCCAAGACCGUUCAGACACUGCCUUGUAUGAGCCAUACCGCCAGCAUGGGACUCGGCGCCUCCGGCAUGUGA